AUGAUCAGUACUAAGAAACUCAGCAGAGUAGCAAGGAAGUGGCAGAAGCUGGCCCCUUUGAGACAUAGAAGAAUCUCGUUGGGAGGCACCAAUGCAUGGAGCUGCAACACAUCACCAGUGGCUGAUAAGGGCCACUUUGUGGUGUACACUUCUGAUAGAAUACGCUUUGUAGUUCCCUUGGUUUAUCUUGACAAUGUUAUCUUCAGAGAGCUCUUUCAAAUGGCAGAAGAGGAGUUUGGGCUGCCAGGAAAUGGCCCUAUCAUACUGCCAUGUGAUGCAGUUUUCAUGGAGUAUGCAGUCUCUUUGAUUCAAAGACAUGUAGCUAAAGAUCUCGAGAAAGCAUUGCUCAUGUCCAUAGCUGCAGAUCGCUGCUCAUCAUCUUCAUAUUUCCAUCAAGAUCAAUCCAACCCACAGUUACUGAUUUGUGGCUUUUGA
Messenger RNA from Vitis vinifera (wine grape), 435 nucleotides. RefSeq names its product auxin-responsive protein SAUR67. Gene Ontology annotation, biological process: response to auxin. Bases 1 to 435 code for a protein of 144 amino acids. The transcript has a single exon. Lineage: Eukaryota; Viridiplantae; Streptophyta; Magnoliopsida; Vitales; Vitaceae. The record is from RefSeq and is a predicted model, not a curated record.